CGAGGAGGAGGACCGGCUGGCAGUCUCCUCCCAGGUAGGGAGCGUGUUGCCCGUCACCGCAUCCCGGCGGCCUGCGUACCUUUUCUGGCGCUGGGGCCGUGGCGCCGAGGGCGCAGACGUGAGCCUUGGAGGACCCAUCUUUGUGGUCAGGAAUUAAGCAGGGACUCAGCCGGGACGCUUGGAAGCACCUGAGGACUGAUUAAGAGGAGGGAGGGCCAGUGACAGCCCAUCUCCUGAGUCCCCGACCUCACCUGCUGCUCCAGCAGCCCCGUAGCUGAGUGGGGCCUCCAGGCCUGACUGGGACUCUCGCUGGAGAACUGACUCAGGGAGCCUCCCAGGAUGACUAUCUCGCCGGGCAACCUGAAUAUGGUGGAAAAGUCCCGGAACUUCUCGGCUGACGACUGCUUCCACUCUCGGAGCACUGUCCUGCAGGGACAGCCCUUUGGGGGUAUCCCCACUGUGCUGUUCCUCAACGUUAUCUUGUGGGUGGUCAUCGUCUUGGUUUACUCCUUCCUCCGGAAAGCCGCAUGGGACUACGGACGCCUGGCUCUGCUGAUACACAACGACAGCCUGACCUCGCUGAUCUAUGGGGAGCAGAGCGAGAAGACGUCUCCCUCGGAUAUUUCCCUGGAGAUGGAACACAGGGACAAGGGCUUCUAUUCCUGGUUUUUCAACACCAUCACCAUGAAGAACGAAGAUCUGAUUAGCAAGUGUGGAGACGAUGCCCGUAUCUACAUCAUGUUCCAGUAUCAUCUCAUCAUCCUUGUGCUUAUCCUCUGCAUCCCCUCCUUGGGCAUCAUUUUGCCCAUCAACUACACUGGAAAUGUUCUGGACUGGAAUAGUCAUUUUGGUCGGACCACCAUUGUCAAUGUCUCCACAGAGAGUAAGUUCCUGUGGCUGCACAGCUUCUUCGCUUUCUUAUACUUUGUCACCAACUUCCUCUUCAUGACUCAUCACUGUUUAGGGUUUGUGCCCAAGAAGAGCUACAAGGUCACAAGGACACUAAUGAUCACCUAUGUCCCCACGGACAUCCAAGACCCAGAGAUCAUCAUUAAGCAUUUUCAUGAGGCCUAUCCAGGGUGCGUAGUGACCAGAGUCCACUUCUGCUACGACGUCAGGACCCUGAUUGACUUGGACGAUCGGAGGCGCCAUGCAAUGCGGGGCCGGCUCUAUUACACUGCCAAGGCCAAGAAGAAGGGGAAGGUGAUGAUCAAGGUCCAUCCCUGCUCCCGGCUGUGCUUCUGCAAGUGCUGGGUUUGCUUUAAAGAGGUAGACGCAGAGCAGUAUUAUAGUGAGCUGGAGGAGCAGCUGACUGAUGAGUUCAACGCUGAGCUCAACCGCGUGCGGCUGAAGCGUCUGGACCUGAUCUUUGUCACCUUCCAGGACUCCAGGAUGACAAAGCACAUCCUGGAGGAUUACAAGUUCAUCCAGUGCGGCGUGUCGGCCCAACAGUCCUCGGUGACCACCGUCGUCAAAUCCGACCGCUGGAGGGUUGUCCUUGCCCCACACCCCAAAGACAUUAUUUGGAAACACCUGUCUGUCCGCCGCUUCCAUUGGUGGGCCCGCUUCAUCGCAAUCAACACCUUCCUCUUCCUCCUCUUCUUCUUCCUCACCACGCCUGCCAUCAUCAUCAACACCAUCGACAUGUACAACGUCACCCGCCCCAUCGAGAAGCUGAAGAGCCCCAUCGUGACCCAGUUCUUCCCCUCCCUGUUGCUCUGGGCCUUUACGGUGAUAUUGCCUCUGAUCGUCUACCUGUCCGCCUUCCUUGAAGCCCACUGGACCAGAUCAGCUCAGAAUCUGAUCAUAGUGCACAAGUGCUACAUCUUUCUGGUGUUUAUGGUGGUCAUUCUGCCCUCUAUGGGACUGACCAGUUUGGAUGUCUUUUUCCGCUGGCUCUUUGACAUCUACUAUCUGGAACAGGCAUCCAUCAGGUUCCAGUGUGUGUUCCUGCCAGACAAUGGCGCCUUCUUUGUCAACUACGUGAUCACGUCAGCUUUGAUUGGCACAGGCAUGGAGCUGUUGCGCCUGGGGUCACUCUUUCUGUACACCACCCGCCUCUUCUUCUCCAGGUCGGAGCCGGAGAGAGUCCACAUCAGAAUGAACCAGGCCAUGGACUUCCAGUAUGGGCGCGAGUACGCGUGGACGUUGAACGUCUUCAGCGUGGUGAUGGCGUACAGCAUCACCUGCCCCAUCAUUGUUCCUUUCGACCUGAAUCUAGCAUCUCAGGCCUGGGUGGGGAGCCUCGGGACGGCCGCUGAGCGUGCGUCCAUCUCCCGGCCCCCAGGGCUACUCUACCUGUGCAUGAAGCAUGUCACGGACCGCUAUAACAUGUACUACUCCUAUGCACCCACCAAACUCAACGAGCAGAUCCACAUGGCUGCCGUCCACCAGGCCGUCUUCGCACCGCUCCUGGGUCUGCUCUGGAUGCUCUUCUUCUCCGUCCUGCGGUUAGGGCCGCUACACGCCAUCACCUUCUUUUCCCUCUCCACCCUUAUCGUUUCCAUGAUACUGGCCUGCGUUGGCACUUUUCUGGGGAAGAUUCGGAAAGCGUCUGACUAUGAGCCCGAGGAGGAGAUGGAGACCGUGUUUGACCUGGAGCCCAGCAGCACCUCCUCCACGCCAACUUCCCUUCUGUAUGUGGCCACCGUGCUACAAGAGCCGGAGAUGAACCUGACCCCAGCCUCCUCCCCAGCCCGGCACACCUACGGCACCAUGAACGGACAGCCGGAAGAGGGAGAAGAGGAGAGUGGUGUGAGGGGCUUUGCAAGGGAGCUGGACUCGGCCCAGUUCCAGGAAGGGCUGGAACUGGAGGGCCAGAGCCAGUACCACUGACCAGGACCCAAGGCCUCCACCUGGCGACGCCAGCCGGGAGUGGCGGCCAGGGGAGAGCCCAGCAGGGGGAGGCAAGGAGGGUGGCCUGGACCGCCGCCCCACUAUCUCCUGCAGACUUUGGGAAGGCCCCAACGGAGCCCCGGCUAUCUGUCGGCCACGUGGAGGCCCCGACCUGCUGACCAGCUAGAACGGGAGAUGACAGGCAGUGUCGAGGGACCCCAGGAUGGGAUGGAGGAUACCGGCGAGCACCAUGUCUUGGGAGCAGGGGCUGGAGCCCUGAGCGCAGAGACUGAAGGCUGGGGGACUUCCUGGGGUCAUGGUGGAGAAGGUUCGCAUCAGGGAAGAGGCAGGAGGAAGCCCACUGAAGACUCUCUGGGGUCUUCGCCACCCUUCCACCAGCUGCCCUGCCCAAGGAGCUUCUGCUGCUGUCCUACCCUAACCCUCACUCCCAGCCCACCCCUCUCCUGCAGUCUGAGGAAGCAAAGGUAUGUGUGCUGGCCUCGCCAGCAAGACACAGACGGCCACCUCCUCCGGGUUUCCCUGCACGGGGAUCUGUAAAGAGAAAGUCUCUGCACCGGCCCGCAGGAAGGGGCAGCUGAGACCAUAGACUUAAAGGAGGCGACUGAGCCCCUUCCUAUUCCUCUGCCCCUCAUCAGAUGUCCCCAGGAGCAGCAGGGUAGAGAGCCUUCUUUCUGUUCCUGCAGGAGUAGCUGGGAUGUGGUCACGCAGGGCUCAUUAAACGGGACCUGUGUGCAUUUUGA
This is a messenger RNA of Lagenorhynchus albirostris (white-beaked dolphin), 3596 nucleotides long. RefSeq names its product transmembrane protein 63C (gene TMEM63C). The coding region runs from base 340 to 2835 and encodes 831 amino acids. Gene Ontology annotation, molecular function: calcium-activated cation channel activity. Gene Ontology annotation, cellular component: plasma membrane. The transcript has 25 exons. The record is from RefSeq and is a predicted model, not a curated record. NCBI's taxonomy places the organism in Eukaryota, Metazoa, Chordata, Mammalia, Artiodactyla, Delphinidae.